AUGGCCCCAACUCAAAGCUUCCAAGAAGGUGAUGCACUGGAGCAGUCCCAAGCACUAGAGAGUCUCAAGAGUGGUGCCGGUGAAACCUCUGACAAGGACAGCGACACCUUGAUGAUCUCGGACCCCUCCUUCUUCAAUCCUGCCAGCCAACCUACCUUUGUUCCCUCAACACCAGGAGCAUCUUCCACCAUGCUAAUUUUGGUCUCCGGUAUAUCGCCUAAGGGGAAGUGCAAGGGGAAUCCAUCAGCAUCAGGCUGGUCCAUCAAAUCUGCCCACAUCAGCAUGCCUGAGGCCGUCCAGCAAGUGGGCUCUGAGAUACAGGGACUCUCCAAGGGUCUCACCACGUCCUUUGAUCAUGCCACAACCGCCUUGGAAGAGCACAGCGCACAGCAUCACACAAGGAGACUUUUCUUUGAGGUCUCUGAGGCUCCUAUGUGGAACCAUACUGGCAGCUGUCUUGCGACUUCUGGAGCUAUUGAGAUUGCUUCCCAUCUCACAUUGUGUUUCUUAGCUGUUUUGAGUAUACGUCUCAGGAAUGAAUUGACCUUGGCACUUGGUUUGACAACUGGGGUGUUUUUGGCCACCACAGCUAUGAGCUCAUUUGUGAAAAAGGUGAAUUUCCAAGCUCUGGAUACCAGGGCAUCUUCAAUAUCUUUCAGCAUUCCUUGGGUGGUAGUAAGAAUGCCAUUUCUCCCAUCAAUUGAGAGCGGCUUCAAUUUUAUCCAGUAUUGGGGACCAGAUGGCUUGCUCUUCAACUGUAGUAUCACCGGCAAACAUCGUUACAACAAUGCCGGGUUCUAUGGCGAUAUCAAACAUAUAGGGACUGCAUGGUGCUUAUUAGGUUUUCUGCACUAUGAUCACACUAUUUUCUUCACUUGUCUCAGUAUAUUCCAUAAUCAUUUGAAUGGGACGUCCCUGUUCAGCAAGGUCAUGACAAACUCCACCACCUCACACCAGUAUGAGAGUGUCCAGAUUGACCAUGGUCUGGGAGCAGCUGCUGCAGAACAUCAUGUGGAGGCUCCAAAAGAGGGUGUAAGAAAUGAAAAGUUGGGCUGA
Molecule: messenger RNA, 1056 nt
Organism: Suillus clintonianus
Lineage: Eukaryota; Fungi; Basidiomycota; Agaricomycetes; Boletales; Suillaceae
Exons: 16
Coding region: 1-1056 (351 amino acids)
Source: RefSeq, a predicted model, not a curated record